Molecule: messenger RNA, 4967 nt
Organism: Carassius gibelio (silver crucian carp)
Lineage: Eukaryota; Metazoa; Chordata; Actinopteri; Cypriniformes; Cyprinidae
Product: solute carrier organic anion transporter family member 1C1-like
Exons: 15
Coding region: 418-2562 (714 amino acids)
Biological process (GO): sodium-independent organic anion transport; transmembrane transport
Cellular component (GO): membrane
Molecular function (GO): protein binding
Source: RefSeq, a predicted model, not a curated record
UAUAAAACAGUGAUGAGACGGUCAGCGCGCGUGAUGUGAUCAUCCAGAGCCUCUGUGCGCGCUCACGUCACGUGCUUUAGCUCAGUGCAUCCAGUCCAGAAACUAUCUCACCUCUCAGGAAAGGCUCGUGAGAAACCUACAAGAUUGACGUCAAAUAGAUUCAACUACUCGCUGAACGCGAAGGAAUCGGAUGUGAGUGGAAGUGUUUGGAAACACCUCCAGGACCAAGUGCCUUUCCUCGUCUCCGGCAGCCCGUGGGAAGUUUCUUUCCAUCUGACACAUAUGAUCUGCUCCGUACGCACUCAUUCUGGACCACCGGGGACACUCACAUAUCCAUAGAUUGUAUAACAACCACGAGAAGACGAGAACGGAUCGCGCAUUCGUAUAUGAUAAGUGAGAUCUGGGGUGCGUGCAUAAAUGCCAAGAAACUGCAUUAGAGAGACAUCACCCAAAGAAAACGAGAUCUUCUUGUGGAAAAUGGACCCACCGAAUAAGGAGAGAAGGUCACCGGAGAAUGGCCCCAGCUCGGCUCGGCCCUGUUGCUCAAGCCUCAAGAUGUUCCUCGUGGCCUUGUCCUUUGCCUACUUCGCCAAGGCAUUAUCCGGGAGCUAUAUGAAAAGCACAAUAACUCAGCUGGAAAGACGCUUCGACAUCCCCAGUUACUUAAUAGGUGUCAUUGAUGGCAGCUUUGAAAUAGGUAACUUGUUGGUGAUCGCCUUCGUGAGUUACUUUGGUGCCAAACUUCACCGUCCGAAGAUCAUCGCCAUCGGCUGCCUGUUGAUGUCACUUGGGACUUUUCUAAUUGCCUUGCCGCAUUUUAUAAUCGGACGUUACAAGUUUGAGACAUCAAUUCAAACGUCUGUGAACUCGAGCAGUAUCGUCUCUCCAUGUCCAGUGGCUUCUGGUGUUCUGGCCACGGCACCCAGCACUACUGCAGGACCGAGCUCAGGUUGCGAACACGAGUCCAGGUUGUCCAUGUGGAUCUAUGUUUUCCUAGGGAAUAUCUUGCGAGGAAUCGGCGAGACCCCAGUGCAGCCUUUGGGAAUCUCAUACAUCGAUGAUCACGCUCUGGAGGAGAACGCAGCCUUCUACAUCGGAUGCGUCCAGACGAUAUCAGUCAUCGGCCCAGUGUUUGGCUACCUGCUGGGGUCCGUCUGUGCCAAGAUAUACGUGGACAUUGGAUUUGUCAACAUGGAGAGCAUUAGCAUCACCCCGGGAGAUGCACGCUGGGUAGGCGCCUGGUGGCUGGGAUACCUUAUUGCAGGAUUCAUCACCCUGCUCUCGGCGGUGCCGUUUUGGUUCUUGCCCAAGUCUUUGCCCCUGCCAGAGAAACGGCUUGCCAAGUAUUCUCCAGAGCGGACCAGCUUCAUCAAAGACUCGCCCCUGCUGGAGCACAAGUACCAGGCAGAUGAGCCAGCGAACUUCCUAGAAAUGGCCAAAGACUUUUUGCCAACGCUGAGAUCCCUUUUGGGGAACCCAGUCUACUUCUUAUAUCUCUGCAUCACCAUCAUCCAGUUCAACUCUUUGAUCGGUAUGGUGACAUACAAGCCGAAAUACAUCGAGCAACAUUACGGACAGUCAGCAUCCAAAGCCAACUUCUUAAUGGGAGUGAUCAACAUCCCAGCCGUAGCUUUGGGAAUGUUCUCGGGGGGAGUGAUCAUGAAGAAGUUCAAGCUGAGCAUCAUGGGAGCAGCCAAGUUUGCGCUGGGAACGUCUCUCCUGGGCUACUUCCUGUCGCUUUUCUUCUUUGCCAUGGGAUGUGAGAAUGCCAGUGUGGCCGGCAUCACCAGGUCAUACAAUGGGACAGAAAGUCUGUACAACGAGGACAAAUAUCUCUUGGCGUCCUGCAACACAAUCUGUGACUGUCCCAGAAGAAACUGGGACCCCGUGUGCGGUGAGAACGGCCUCACCUACGUCUCCCCCUGCCUGGCUGGAUGCCGGACGUCCCACGGCUCUGGAAUGGACACGGUGUUCGAGCAGUGCAGCUGUGUAGCAGUCGGGAAUCAUACGGCCAGUGUGGGCCAAUGCAACAACAGAGACAACUGCCAUCGAGUCUUCCCCUACUUCCUGGCUCUGUCUGUCAUCACUUCCUUCAUCAUCUCGCUGGGCGGAACGCCGGGAUACAUGCUGCUCAUCAGAUGCAUCAGACCUCAGCUGAAGUCUUUAGCUUUGGGUUUUCACACGCUGACGACACGCACGCUAGCUGGAAUCCCAGCUCCUAUAUACUUCGGAGCCAUCAUAGACACCACCUGUCUGAAAUGGGGUCAGAAGAAAUGCGGAGGGAGAGGAGCCUGUCGAAUCUACAACACUACAGCCUACAGGAUCGCAUAUCUGGGCCUGACCCUGGGCUUACGCUCUGCUUCCUUCUUCCUGUGCUUUCUCGGUCUGGUGGUGUUACGACGGCACGUUCAACGGGAAGAGCGCAACACGCUGGCAAACGGAGACACGGGGGCUGCAGUCGGCGAGCUGCAAGCCCUCAGGAAAGAAGAAAACAACAGCUGUAACUCGGACCAAUGCCCGCAGACCGCAGAUUACGAUCCGGAUCGGGAGACGCGUCUGUGACGCCUGCGCAGGGAGCAACAGGGCCGUGACGCGCCGUCUGUUCCACACUUUCUAUCAGACUCGUGUAAAUGAUGUGAAAUAAGUUGUUUUUGAUAUAGUAGAUUUAUUUCUUGAAUGUACAUGAUGUUUUGGGUAUAAAAAGAAGAAGAAGAAUGUCUUACAAACUACCUAUCUCAUUUGGAUUUAACGUAUAGAUGCUUCAAAAGUGUCAGACACCCAACAAUAUUGGAUUUCCUCUCAUUGAAGCCAUCGUUGCGCACUGGCCCUAUAAGGAUAACACCUUGUGGGUUCAUGAUCACAUCCGUCGUAUCUCUUUCGUCUGUCAUACACACAGAUCGAUGCCUGAAACAGUUGACCACGACACUGUGUGCUUAUUAUAGGUUGGCCUUGUUAAGCGGGCUACAGGUUGACUAUGUUGUUGGAGAUCUCCAAUUGCGUCCCAUUUGUGUUGUCAUGAAGGAACGAAACGCUCACCGUUGUGCUUUUCAGUGUCGCCUGACAGCAGUUCCUUCAGUUUAAGAAAUGAGCGAGGAAUGGGUCAGAACUGUGUGAGUAAUCAUCUUCAUGAUCGAUGUUGUGCGGUGUCACCGUGAGAAAUGUUGUGUGUGUGCGUGUGUGUGUCGUUAUGUGUGAACGGGUGCAUUCCUGUGCCAAAAAAAAACACUAAAAGUGCAAGAAGGCAAAGUCAACAUGGUCUAUUCUCAGGUCAUUCAAUCAAUUGUUCCUCAAAUUUGCAAAUAAUUAUUCUUUUAUAUACUUGUUUAAAUCAUUGUCUGGUUUUAGCUGGCAAAAAUGACUUCUAGCGGUAACAACCGAGCGAAAGGUUUUUAUUUGUGAAUUGUAAAACAAAUAAAACAAGUGGCAUUUAUUUCCUGCUUUUAGGUUAGGCAGUACAGAAUUUUAUUUGCUGAUAUAUGUUUUUUUUUUGUAUACUUCAAAGUGAUGUGUAAAAAAAAUGCAUUUAUGUAAAAUAUUAGAUACGUUCUUUUAAAAAUAAAACGGAUGAUUUACUACAUUUGAGAAAGAAUUACAAUCAGUCGCUUUAAUCGUGAAAAUAGCAUAUACAAUCACAGCAGAACGGAAACAAGGCACUUAGACAGGUGAUUUCUACACCCAUAGCAUUCAUAAAAUUGCAUAUUCGACCACAUUUGACAGGAAGAUAACGAUAUAGCAUAAACAAUCCCCUUAUAAAGACAUUUCAGACUGUUUUCCAUCCUUAGGGAAUCAGCCGACCAAACAAGCUUGCAUAGCAAUGACAACUAAGAACAUUUUGGGUUUUCUCCUCAUUUUUCCUGCGUCUGAGAGAGAGGAAGUGAGCGUGGUAGCCUCGUGCAUCAUAGACGCAUGUACAGACAGCACGAUUUUCAACACCCACACGGUGGGUGACGGCUUAUUCUUAGUAAAUGAAAAAAACAAUUAUAAUCUUAUGACAGAAAUCUGAUUCAGCCGUGUCUUACAGCAGAGGAUAAUAAUCAGACUUUUAAUCUUUACACAAGUCUAAAUAGUUUUAAUAGUAAAAUUUUAGUGACUAGAAUAAGCAAACAGUGACAUAAAAUAGCCAGCCCUCAUCUAAUAACAGAGUGAAUCUCCUCAAAACAUGUCCAGGUCAAGCUAUAUUUUCCAAUAAAGAAAAUUAAUAAUUCUCUUCAGUGUACAUUUUGUAAAUACAUUAUGCUUUGACUAUUCUAGAAAAACAUUGUAAUUAAUUGCAAUGUUUUUCUAGUAAUUCUGUGAAAAAAAUUAAAUAAAAAAUAAAACCUAAACUCAAUGUUAGGAGAUAUAUAUAAUAUAAAUAGGAAUUACUAAAUAAAAAUUGAAAAGUUUAUAUAUUUGAAUUUGUUUUUGUUUGUUUGCUUCUGCAAUGGACUAAAAAAUGAAACAAAAUUAAAGUUAAUUGCGACUUCUCACAAUUGUUUAUAUCUAGUAAUUCUGACUUUUUUUCUAAGUUUAUAUCUCCCAAAUCUGAAAAAAAAAAAAAGUUUGCAUAAAAAUGUGCUUAUUAGUAAUAAAACAUUCUAAAAAAAAACAAUAUUGUUUGUAAUAGAAUCUUUUUUUUUUUUUUUUUUAAUGGGGUGAAAUAUGGCCUGGACAUGUUUUGUUUUUAAGCAUCGAUAGCACAAAACCAUCUACCUCAAAUGGACUCAAAAUUAAAAAAAAUUAUCACUUCUCUCUAUCGGACUGUGAAAUCUUUCACAUUUCAGCAUUUAUUCAACAGCUAACAGCGUUUGAACUCAGGUGUAAUUGACCUACCUCUCCAGACUCGAGGACAAACACUAACCGCUCACUAACAGACUGUUCGCUCAGCCAGGAAAUACAUGCUCUCAUUGUGAUGUGUUUACUUCUUACCUGUUGUUUGUGUGUAUACGGUUUUAUUCUUCUUAAUUAAAGUUGAUCAAAUGACUAAA